Messenger RNA from Calypte anna (Anna's hummingbird), 1182 nucleotides. RefSeq names its product G protein-coupled receptor 143 (gene GPR143). Bases 1 to 1182 code for a protein of 393 amino acids. Lineage: Eukaryota; Metazoa; Chordata; Aves; Apodiformes; Trochilidae. Gene Ontology annotation, molecular function: L-tyrosine binding; L-DOPA binding; dopamine binding. Gene Ontology annotation, cellular component: melanosome membrane; plasma membrane. The record is from RefSeq and is a predicted model, not a curated record. Gene Ontology annotation, biological process: G protein-coupled receptor signaling pathway; melanosome organization; regulation of calcium-mediated signaling. The transcript is spliced from 8 exons.
AUGGCGUCUCCCAGGUUAGAAACCUACUGCUGCCCCAACCGGGAUGCAGCCACACAGCUUGUGAUGAACUUCCAGCCUGCAGUCUUCUGCGGGGUUUGCAUCGCCAGCGCCUUCGUCAGUCUGCUGCUCACCGUCCUGCAGCUCCUGCCGAAGAAGGGACAGAGCCUGCGGAAGAUGCCCAAAGCCUCCUCCUCUUCCACCAUCCUUCUCCUUAUCUCUAUAUGUGAUAUCCUGGGUGGCGUAGGUAUAAUCUUCAGGUCAACUGUAUGGCUGGGUUUCCCAGGCUUCAUAGAUAACAUUUCUGUGGUGAACGGGACCGACUUGUGGCCUUCUGCUUUCUGCGUGGGGAGUGCGAUGUGGAUCCAGCUGUUAUACAGUGCUGGCUUCUGGUGGUUGUUUUGCUACGCCAUUGAUUCUUACUUGGUGGUAAGAAGAUCAUCUGGAUUGAGUACAAUUGUGCUGUACCACAUGAUGACCUGGGGCCUGGCUGUGAUGCUCUGUGUAGAGGGAAUUACACUGCUUUACUACCCUUCUCUCUCCAGCUGUGAAAAUGGCUUGGAGCAUGCAAUCCCACAUUAUAUCACAACCUAUGCCCCACUCCUGCUAGUGCUGGUGGUCAACCCAAUCCUGUUCAGGAGGACAGUAUCAGCAGUUGCCUCCUUACUGAAAGGGAGACAAGGGAUUUACACAGAGAAUGAGAGACGUCUGGGGACAGAGAUUCAGAUCCGCUUCUUCAAAAUUAUGCUGGUAUUCAUUAUUUGCUGGUCAUGCAAUAUUAUCAACGAGAGCCUUUUGUUCUACCUUGAAAUGCAGCCAGAUAUCAAUGACAUGCCCCUGAAAAACAUCAGAAGUGCUGCACUGAUCACAUGGAUUAUAAUGGCCGUUCUGAAUCCAAUGCAAGGCUUCCUCUUCACAUUAGCUUUCUAUGGCUGGACCGGCUUGAGGGUGGACCUGAAAUGGAGAAAGAGAGAAAUACCCUGGGAAUCAAUGUCCUCAUCAACUGUGGGUGAAAAUGCCUAUCCCUCACCAGUGAACUACCAAAGCAACAUCCAUGAUUCGAAGAAGAUAUCAACCACUGACAGCCAGCAGACUGAUGAGGCUAUAAGUAUGUUGUCUGAAGAUAACACCAGUGGUGGUGAGGUCAGGUUAACCAGGAGCUCUCCCAUCUAUCAGGGCUGGUAG